Molecule: messenger RNA, 882 nt
Organism: Solanum lycopersicum (tomato)
Lineage: Eukaryota; Viridiplantae; Streptophyta; Magnoliopsida; Solanales; Solanaceae
Biological process (GO): DNA integration
Molecular function (GO): nucleic acid binding
Source: RefSeq, a predicted model, not a curated record
AUGGUGGAGAGCUUACCUGAUUUUGAAGCUAAUUCCACUGAAUGGCAUGCCUUCCAAUUUGGUAAGAAACAUAGAAAGCCAUUUGAAAAUCCAACCUUGACAGCCUCACAAAAGCUAAAAAUAGUUCACACUGAUGUCGUAGGGCCUCAAAGAACUCUAUCACUACAAGGUAACAUCUAUUACGUCCUUUUCAUUGACGAUUAUACAAGAAUGUGUUGGUUUUUUUUCUUGAAAUUCAAGUCAGAAGUUGAUGGUGUAUUCUGCAAAUUCAGGAAAUUGGUGGAAUAUCAAAGUAAUUGUAAGAUUCAAGAUUUGAGGUCUGGUAAUAUGAAGGAAUACACUUCAGUGAAAUUUAAUUCAUUCUGUGAGAAGGCCAUCAUUGUGCAUCAACUUAAUACACCAUACACACUAGAACAAAAUGGUGUUAGUGAAAGAAGAAAUAUAUGGAUGAUGGAGAUGACUAGAUGUAUGUUGCAUGAGAAGGAGUUGCCCAAGAUAUCUGGGCAGAGGCAGCACAUACCGUUAAACGUGAAAAACUUGACAAAAAGGAAGAUGCUCUUUAGAAGCAAACAUCAGUGCUCCUGGAGAACAAAAAAUGAAUACUGGAGGCAAGAACUAGAAGAUGAUCAUCCAGUCAAGGGGAGAAAAUUGUUGUUAUAUAUCUAUCAGAGUUGUAAUGUUUCCAUCUAUGAACCUACUUGUCCGGUAGAAGCUUUGCAAGACCCAAAAUGGAAGAAAGCAAUGGAGGAGGAUAUCUCCAUGAUUGAGAAAAAUAAAACUUGUAUGCUGGUCAACAAACCUGAUGAUAGAAUAGUCAUUGGUGUGAGAUGGGUCUGCAGAACAAAGUUAAAUGCAGAAGUUCCAUCAACAAAUACAAGGUGA